Messenger RNA from Centrocercus urophasianus (Greater sage-grouse), 4917 nucleotides. RefSeq names its product scavenger receptor class F member 1 (gene SCARF1). Lineage: Eukaryota; Metazoa; Chordata; Aves; Galliformes; Phasianidae. The transcript is spliced from 13 exons. Gene Ontology annotation, molecular function: scavenger receptor activity. The record is from RefSeq and is a predicted model, not a curated record. Bases 1866 to 4490 code for a protein of 874 amino acids.
UUCCGUGCACUGUGGCACCUGUGAGAGAUCAGCCCUGGGCUCUGGCCUUGUCCCUGCCCUCCCGCCAGAGGGCAAAGGUUCAAUGCCUGUGCUGGGUGCCCUGGCCUGGUGCUGCGGGGCUGGGCUCUUUGCUGAUGCUUUCACAUCAUUGUCACAUGUCACAUGCCUGCUCCAUGUGUGCUGCUCUUCCUUGUAUGGAUAUGAUAGUGGGGAGGAAAGGUGAUGGGGCACGUAGUCUGUGAGCUGUGGAAAUAGCACUGGGGAUGUUCCCUGCAAGACAACUUUGGGUAGCAUUUGUUCCAGAUCUGCUCAGCACCAGGAGGGGAAGCGGAGCUGUAUCUCACUGCUUUGCGUGGGUUUUAAUAAAGGUCUCAAGAGGGCUGAGCUCUUCUAUGCUAUUCCAACCUCCUGCAGCUGCUGCUUGCAUUGGGGUGCAGGGGGGUCUGUGCGGCCUGGAGCAGAUCUGUGGCUGGAGCUGAGGCCGCAUCCCAGCCCGUAGUGGUCCUGGCUCUGCUGUCGGUGCUGCUUGGAGCAAGCAGGGCAGGUUUGCUUGGCCACGCUCAUGGCUGGGACUUGCCGGUCUGGGCUGGUUAGGGUAGGGAUGGAUCCUCCUCUCCUGCCCAAACCUUUUAUGAGAGCUGUGGGAGAGGCAGAACGAGAUUUUCAGGAGAGCAGGGGUUUCCCCCAGUCAGCACAGCUUGUUUUUUCCUUGUGCAGCCUCAGCACGUUGGUGGGAGCUGUGCCCUUGUAUGCCCAGAAGUCUGAGACACUGCUCACCACCUGCCUACCUAGCGUGGCUUCUGCUCUAUGAGCUCCUUCCCUGCCAUCUUUUGGGGUGCCAUCCUGCUGUUUGCAGGUCUGUCCCCAGCAUCACCCCAUGCUGCAGCUGGUGUUGCUGAUGGUACCCCUGAGGCUGAGCUCAAGCACAGCCCUGGCAUCUCUGCAGGGCUGGGGAUGCCCUAUUGCAGCCUCAAUGCCUCAAAGCAAUGGCAGCAGCCACAGUUCCCUGAGCAGUGUGCCAGGGCUGGGUGCCCACAGACUGCAGCGUGGGCUGUGGCUUCUGCUGCUGCGGCCAGUUGGGACAAAGCAGCUGCUGAGCAAGUGUUGGGCUUUGGAGCUGCCUUCUGAGAAGAAAUCUGUGGGCUGGGAACAAAGCAGUGGCUUUGGGAAGCAGCGGAUGGUGAGGGAUUGGGGAGCACAGCACUCAGCCUGGGUUUUGUUCCCACUCUGUGCUGCAGUGAUGAAGAGGAAGGCUCCUGGCUCCCGGCUCGAGGUGCAGACUGUGUGGACGCUCCGCCUCCAGAAUCCAAAAUCAGGAGCUUCUUUGGGUUAUGGUAUCAGGGCAGCAGCAAAGACCCCCCCGUGCCCAGCUGCUCCGGAGCCUGGGAAAUCAUCGACUCACUGGACACACAGCAGGAGCAGAUGGGAGAGCACAAACCAGACCGAGGCGCACCAGCACUCUGACCCUGUUGGAUCUGACCGUGGCAUCACCGGGAGCCACAGAGCACAGCGUGGUGCACGGCUGGGAUGCUCAGCUGGCACAGAGCAGCUCGGCACCUCCGGGCACUUUGCCCCAUCCUGCCCCACGUGGGUGUUUCACAUCUUCCCUUCCCAACAUCUCUCCAUCCCUGCAAUGUGAAGAUGAAGAGCUGUCUGGGUGCUGCCCUGUUUUCCCCAUGCCGGGCUGAGCACGCACUGCAAAGGUCAGGAACAGACAAGGCUGUGGCAUUCCCUGCCUCCUCCUUCCCCCUGCACCCCUGGCGUGGGGCUGGGACGCCUCCUCCCGCGUUUCCUCAGGAAGAAACCAAGGCUGGCGGGAGGAAGAGGCUGAGCCACAGGAGAGAAACCCACAGACGGACAGACGGAUGGACAGACGCUGCUGCCCCGGCGGGAUGGCGAGCACCCGCCUGCUGCUCUGCCUGCAGCUGUGGCUGUGGGUGCAGGGCUCUGCCCAGGAGCUCGACCCUAAUGGCAAGAAUGUCUGCAAGGUGGGCAGCCUUGCCAUGAACCUGGCGUGCUGCCCCGGCUGGAAGCAGGAAGGGAGGGAGUGCACAACUGCACUCUGUGAAGGGGAGGAAGCCUGCGGGCCGGAAGAAGUGUGCGUGAGACCUGGGAUGUGCCGCUGCAAACCCGGCUUCUUCGGUGCAGAUUGCAGCUCCCCCUGCCCGGCGCAGUACUGGGGUCACGACUGCAAGCGGCGCUGUCUGUGCCACCCCGGUGGGACGUGCGAGGCGGAGAGCGGGCGCUGCACCUGCAACCCCGAGCGCUGGGGAGAGCUGUGCCAGUUCCGCUGCCCCUGCGGCCCCCACGGCCGUUGUGACCCCACGACUGGAGCCUGCCGCUGUGAGCCGGGCUGGUGGGGUCCUGACUGCAAGAAGCAGUGCCAGUGCAACCUCGCCACCUCACGCUGCGACCCUCUCACCGGGCACUGCCAUUGCCGGCUGGGCUGGUGGGGAAGGAAGUGCAGAUUCAAGUGCUCCUGCAACCUCUCACCCUGCGCCCAGGAGACGGGCAAUUGCAAAUGCAAGGCUGGUUUUUGGGGGUCGGCGUGCCAGUGGCACUGCGACUGUCUGCGUGGUUCCUGCAACCCUCUCAAUGGGCAUUGCAGCUGUGAGCCAGGUUUCCAGGGCAGGAGCUGCCAGGACCCCUGCCCAGCAGGGAGUUAUGGGUCCCAGUGCGUGCACAGCUGUGGGAACUGCAAGCACAACCAGCCCUGUUCAUCUGUGGAUGGCUUCUGCCUGGAGUGCCAGCCUGGCUGGAAUGGGACCCUGUGCAAGGAACGCUGCACACCCGGCUUCUAUGGCCAAGGCUGCCUCCAGCCCUGCCCACACUGCCGGCAAGGGGACAUCUGUGAUGCAGAGACCGGUUCCUGCCCACGCUGUGAGCCUGGCUGGACAGGACCCAGCUGUAACAGCUCCUGCCCUGCAGGGACGUUUGGUGAUGGAUGCCAGCUGCUGUGCCCCGAGUGUGUCUGGGGGAGCUGUGAUCCUGUGUCGGGUGACUGCCUCUGCCAGGCUGGCUACUGGGGAGCCAGCUGUAACGACACCUGCCCAGAGGGCUUUUUUGGGGUGAACUGUUCCUCCCCUUGCCAGUGCUCACGAGGAACCUGCCACCCUGCACAGGGCAACUGCAUAUUGAGUCUGACAGACCACGCAGCUCUGGCUGCUGCCAUCCUCAUCCCUCUCCUCCUGCUGCUGCUUUGUGUUGCUUGCUGCUGCUGCGGUGCUGGCCCUGCGGAUGCCAGAGACAGGGCGGCCGUGCCGGAUGACGACGUGGUGGCCAGGAUGAAACACCACGUGCAGGGCGUGCUGGCCAAUAUCAGUGCUAUGAUGCCUUGCUUCACCCUCAACAGCUCCAAGCUUCCCAAAGUCACAGUUUCCCACCACGAUGCAGAAAUCCCCUUCAACCCCAGCUUCAUCGAGUCGCCAUCAGCUGCAUGGGCUUCAGACAGCUCCUUCUCCUCCUUCGACACCGACAACGAAGGGCCAGAGUAUUCCGUCCCUCCCAGAGAAGGGGUCCCACUGCUGUCAGGGGCUGAGCUGCAGGCCGGGAUGUCCCCCCCCAGCGAGGCGCUCCCUGACCCCACCGCCUUCAGCUCUGAGGAUGUCUCGCAGCCCUUCACCAUUCCCCGCACCUCCAGCAUCGCCAAGGCCAAGCGGCCCUCUGUCUCCUUUGCUGAGGGGACGAAAUUCAGCACAGCGGAGACCCCCAGCCCUGGGCGGAAGCCAAAAGCCCUGUGGGGGCCAUCCAAGCUGUCCCUGCAAGCAGGAGAUGUGGGGACCGAGAUCCCCGCUGAGCAGGCAGGCAGUGAUGGUUACGAGAGCCCUGAUCCCCUCAGCAAAGGGGACGAAAGCCACCGGCCAUCACCUCGGGCCACGCCGGGGGGCCGCCGACGGAUGGUCACCAGCACCAGACACGUGGCCCAAAGGGUAGAAGCCCUGGAAGCGGCUGCAAAAAGGGGCAGCUGGGAUGGGAAGAGGAAAGAGCCCAACGUCACCACCAUCUACAUGACGGUGGGGACGGCUGGGCAGGACCCCAAAGCUGAGGGGGGUGUUGAAGGUCCGGUGCAGGCUGUGCUGAAGCGGCUGGGCAGCUUGCAGAGAGGAAGGUGGGCUGCCAAGGAGGAGCCCAUGGUAAGGAGGAGCAUGGAAGGCAUCCAAAAACCACCCCGCCGGGCUCUGGCACAGCGUAGGGAUUCGGCAAAUGGCUGCAAGCAGAGGGAGAGUGUGCCGGGGGCUCCCGGUGAGCUGUGCCCUGGAAAACAGCAGCAUCCUCCUGGGAAGAGACAGUCGUUCCCACUGGAAUCAACAAAAAGCACUGGGGGCCAGGAUGGGGUUGGUGAGGGCCUGGGUGCUGCAGAAAGUGGCAAAAGCCUUGAGCUGGCCCUAAGCGUGGAAACGAAAGGCCAGGUUGCCCAGGAGGAAGAGCCGAAAUAUGAGAAUGUGAGCAGCAGAAAUGAGGAUGCACCAACCAACCCUGCGACCACCUGAGCCCCCAGACCUGAGGCUGAGGCACAAGGUGACCCACAGGACCCUUUGGGUUGUCCCCAGCCUGGGGGAGCCAAGAUCCUCCCCAGGCUAGGCAUAUGGAGCCUUCCCCUUAUUGCCCUUCCCUUCGUGCCGUGCUUCAUGCAGCAUCCAGCUGUGUGCAGCCCCAGCAGGUCGUGGUGCUUCGGAGCUGUUUUCCACCUCCUCCAUUCUAUGUCCUCCACAAAAGCUGGAUGGGAAAUGACUUUUUGUGGGUGCCCUGCCCUGCAUCACCACAGUGCUGAGAGGUGGUGAGGGUGCUGCUGGGUGCUGGAGGAGCCACAGCCCUCCCAGGAGCUGGGUUCGGAUGUAUAUAGGUGCUACAAGUUUUGUUGCAUGUCCUUCUGUUAUUUCAAGUGGCGCAACGUGGAAAUAAAAUGUUACCAAAGGA